CUUAAUCCUUUACACACAAUAUUUGUUUCGAGUUUUCACAAUAACCCAUACAAGAAAACGAAAGCGAGGGAAAAACUAAAGGAAUGUAAAGAUUUCGAAAGUGGGCAAAAAGAUGCCUCUCUGAAGAACUGAACGGCGAGAUUCCCUCAAGUUCCCAGAUAGAAGAACCAAACUAAAACCCCAUCUCCUCAACUAACCAAAAUCUCAAGCCCCUUUCAAAUUUCAGCCGACUCCAAAACUUCCCAUGUAGGAAAAAUUACAAGAACAGAAGCAGAAGCUGGAACUCUAAAUCUCUCUUAUUUUUCAACACUGGGUUGUUCAGCAAACCAUGAGAAAUCCCCUUGUCUUCCUCGCUUAUGUAGUAGCAAUCGUUAGUUUCCAAGCUGAUUCUGCUCCUUCUGGACCAUUGGCAAGGCACUUGUCUUCUCUUCUUAAAUGGACUGGGUCUUCUUCCAAAACUCCUCAACCAGAUGGGAAUGCUAUUCAGUUUGAGAGUGGUUACUUAGUUGAGACUAUUGUAGAGGGAAAUGAAAUUGGAAUGGUUCCUCAUAAGAUACGUGUCUCGGAGGACGGUGAACUCUUCGCUGUUGAUUUGCUUAGUAGCAAUGUUGUCAAGGUUUCUCCGCCAUUAUCUCGAUAUAGUAGAGCAAGAUUGGUUGCCGGGUCUUUCCAGGGCUACAAAGGGCAUGAUGAUGGGAAACCAAGUGAUGCUCGUUUCAAUCAUCCGAAAGGCGUAGCUUUGGAUGAUAACGGAAACGUGUAUGUUGCUGAUACCUCAAACCUUGCCAUCAGAAAGAUUGUUGAUUCUGGUGUGACAACAAUUGCAGGAGGCAAGACUAAUGUUCCAGGCUAUAGUGAUGGGCCUGGGGAGGAAGCAAAGUUUUCGAACGAUUUUGAUAUCAUAUAUGUCCGGCGUAGCUGUUCGUUGUUGGUCGUUGAUAGAGGAAACGCUGCACUCCGUCAAAUAUCUCUUAACAAGGAGGAUUGUGAUAAUCAAUAUGGCUCAGUUUCUACCUCAGAUGUCGCAAUGUUCAUCGGUGCUCUUUUCGUCGGAUACGUUACGUAUAUGCUUCAACAUGGAUUUGGGCUGUCAUUCUUCACUCUUAUGAUGCAGAGUGAACACUCGGAUACCGAAACUAAAGAACCGAGCAAGGGAAAACACACUCAGCUUGUAGACCACAUGAAAGAGGAAACAUGGUGGGUGUCAUUUGGACGGGCCAUUAUGGAACUUUCCAAGCAACUAAUCGAAACAUUGCCCGACAACCUCAAAUCCUUUGUUCCCUCCUACUUUAGAUCAGAUGAGAACCACAAGAAAGGUCUUACCCCUCUGAAAGAUGCUCUCAAGAUGCCAAAAGAUGAAAUAAAAAACAAUGUGUCCUUGAAAAAGAGAAUUAUCACUCCUACCUCCGAAACCAAGCAUGCCUCUUUUUCAAAUGCUCAUGCCAAAUCUGAUGAAAUGAAGCCACCAAAAAUGAAGUCAAGCAGUUCCAAGACCCCUCCCUCUCUCUUAAACAAGCACAGCCAUUCAGGACAACAAGAGUACGCCGAGUUUUACGGGUCCAGCUUGGUCUCUUCCUCGCAUAGUAGGUCCAAAGGCCAGAAGGAUAGAUCAAGACAUCGACAGAAAGAAAAAGGGUCGGAACUUUUAGCGGCCGUACUCAGUGCUGAACCGAAACCUGCAGAGAUGAAGACGGAUUAUAGCGAUGCGAAGUUUGGCCAGUUCAACUUCAGGAAUAAGUACAGAUUUGAUUCUUCCAGCUUCCAUUUCUGAUUAUCUUGACUAUAAAGCCGGGAGUACACAGAUGACCUCAGUUUUCUGCAAGUUUUUUACAACUUUUUAACUUCCUCAAAGAAGAUGGAUGAACAUUCUUGAAGAAUAGAUUAUGAAGAAACUUGAAGAUUGAGCUUCAAUGUCUUCUUUUAGCAUGUGUUAUCCUUUUGUAUCCAUUUAAUGUAGGCCAAAUUUUACAUUGGCUUGUUGCUACUCUUGAGAAUUAAUGGUCAUUUUGAUGAACCCACAAAUUUUUUGA
Messenger RNA from Momordica charantia (bitter melon), 2030 nucleotides. RefSeq names its product NHL domain-containing protein. Lineage: Eukaryota; Viridiplantae; Streptophyta; Magnoliopsida; Cucurbitales; Cucurbitaceae. The record is from RefSeq and is a predicted model, not a curated record. Gene Ontology annotation, molecular function: protein binding.